GGCCCGAGGGUCGCUGGCGGAGAUGCGCUGCUCGGACGAGCCUCCGCCGCAUCACUUCGUCGCCGGCGCCGGGCAGCAGCCUCGAAAAUUCGCAGCACCCCUUGAAGCGGAAAGGAGUGCUUUCCGUGGACGCAGCGACGUGGGCAGCAAGAAACGGGAGCGGGCACAGCAUGCGCGCGGCUCUGCCGAGGCUGCACUCUCGGACGCCAACAGCAGUGCUGCUCCCACACUAGCGACAUCGUUCGACAGCGAGGGGCACAGCCCUCAGCCUGGACCGACACCCGACGUCGGACCGGACAUCCGGCGCAGUGUGACUUGCCGAUGCAAGGGCAUCAGAGAGAGCCUGUGACGCAGUCCUUUCAUUGCCUCGUCAUGCCAAAGAUCUGCGCCCUCACAUCCUCACCCGCCAGUCUGAGCGACUCAGCGAGGCAAGCAUCGGCCGUGGCGUCGAGCCAGGCAUCUCCAUCUGCUGUCGCUCCGCCGCUGGAUGCGUCCAUCUGUCGUUCCGCGCCGGCCAGGAGCGUUUCUGCGUCGAUGCUGGCGAUGAGC
Molecule: messenger RNA, 549 nt
Organism: Tilletiopsis washingtonensis
Lineage: Eukaryota; Fungi; Basidiomycota; Exobasidiomycetes; Entylomatales
Exons: 2
Coding region: 23-349 (108 amino acids)
Source: RefSeq, a predicted model, not a curated record